Molecule: messenger RNA, 3536 nt
Organism: Diabrotica virgifera virgifera (western corn rootworm)
Lineage: Eukaryota; Metazoa; Arthropoda; Insecta; Coleoptera; Chrysomelidae
Product: zinc finger protein 239-like
Exons: 5
Coding region: 195-1361 (388 amino acids)
Biological process (GO): regulation of cytokine production; negative regulation of transcription by RNA polymerase II; regulation of immune system process
Cellular component (GO): nucleus
Molecular function (GO): RNA polymerase II cis-regulatory region sequence-specific DNA binding; DNA-binding transcription factor activity, RNA polymerase II-specific
Source: RefSeq, a predicted model, not a curated record
UAAGAAGUGUAAAGUGAAAUUAUUAGAAUAUAAAAAAUUUAAAAUACACCUCCAAUAACUACAAAUAUUUAACCUUUUUACACUUCGAAAAUAUCCUAAUAUUAAUAUAAAUACAAGUUCCUAUAAUUUGAUUAUAGUAAUCCUUAUAAUAUAAUAAGAUAUUUUCAUGCCUUUCAAUUUUUUAACAGUGGCAAAUGGCAUCCGAGUCUAUGUUGGUAAAAGCUGAAAUUAAGGAUGAGUUUGAAGAUGAGUCAAGCUCAAGAUAUUGUAUAAAAAGUCAGCCAUUCACCUCCCAUGAUCUGGGAGACUUGAGGAUUGAACCAGAAACUAUCUCAACAGUAAAAGCUGAAGCUGAAAUUAAGGACGAGUUUCUUGAAGAUGACUCGAGGGAUAUAAAAAGUCAGCCAUCGACAUCCUUUUAUCUGGGAGGCUCAGGGAAUGAACCAGAUUCUAAACCAGUAAAAGCUGAAAUUAAGGAUGAGUUUUUUGAAGACGACACAAGAUAUAUAGAGAGUCAGUUAUCUACAUCCCUGGAUCUAGGAGAGCUGAAGAAUGAAGCAGAUGAGGAUAACUCAGGCUUUCUCGACGAAAAGAACACAUCAGCAAAUAUGAAAGCAAUAUCGGUACAUUCAUGUAAUAAGGAACAACGUAUGGGCCGGUCUGUUGAAGAAAAAACAUUAAAAGGUGAAAUUUGUUUUAAGCAACCUGACCAUAGAAGGUCCUUAAACAAAAACAUGAUAGUUCACAAAGGAGAACAACCUUAUGGGUGCGAAAUUUGUUUUAAGCGGUUUUCCCGUAAAAAUAAUUUGAAAAUACAUUCGAGAGUGCACACUGGUGAAAAACCUUACAAGUGUGAAAUUUGUUUUAAGCAGUUUAGUCGAGCACAGCAUUUGAAAGAUCAUAUAAAAUGGCACACUGGUGAAAAACCUCAUAAGUGCGAAAUUUGUUUUAAACGAUUUAGUCAAGCAAGUACUUUAAAAAAACAUUUGAGAGUGCACACUGGAGAAAAGCCUUACAAGUGUGAAAUUUGUUUUAAGCAAUUUAGUCAAGAUAAAGAAUUGAAAGAUCAUUUACGGAUACACACUGGUGAAAAGCCUUACAAGUGUGAAGUUUGUUUUAAGAGGUUUUCUCAAAAAAGUAAUCUGAAUAGACAUUUGAGAUUACACACUGGAGAAAAUCCUUACAAGUGUGAAAUUUGUUUGAAGAGGUUUUUUCAAAAAAGUAAUCUGAAUGAACAUUUAAGAUCCCACACAAGAGAAAAACCUCGUAAGUGCAAAAUUUGCUUUAAGCAGUUUACUAGAGUAGCUAGUUUGAAGAAACAUAUGCGAUUGCACGAUGAAGAAAAACCUAACAGUGUGUAAUUUGUUUAUAGGCUAUUGAUUAUAUUCAAAAUAAGAUAGCUAAAAGGAACUACAACGUUAACGGGGUUUUAUUAUUCCAUAUGGUCAAUGGACAUCUAUAUAUGAAAAAACCGCGGAGUGCUACCAUUUAGUGCGUUUUUGAGAAAUGGGUGAAUUAGUCCUUGGGCAAAGGUUACAUUAGGGUGAGUUCUAUGCACUUUUGGUACAAACAUAUCUGGGUGGUUCGCCAAAAUAAGCGGCAUAUUGUGUAACUCGCUUUUUUCUUAAGUCCUUUACAUACUGUGUUUCAAAUUGUGUUGCCAAAGUUAAGUUAUACAAUAGAUGAAUGUACGCCACUUAACAUUAAUUUAAAAAAAAAGUAUUUUUACAAGCAUUCUAUGCAAUUUUUAUGUCAAAAUAUCAACUCCGAGGCUGUAACCCACCUUGGUUUUUGAUCUGUUUUAUAGUAUUACACACUGAAAAGUUACAAAAGUGCAGAUUAUUUUAUCAAUAAUUAAUUAAAAACCCAAUGUAACUUAAAACUGUCAAAUUAAUAAUUUUCAUUUUUAAAAUUAAACCAUAAAAAUCUACUACUAAAAACUGUAACCAACUUGGUGCAUCAACACCGAGGCCUCAUGAGAAUAUAUGAAAAUUUUAUUCCAAACUGCACUAUAUUGUAUGGCAGGCAGCUUGACAAGAGAGGAACGCUUCAGUCUAACCCAAAUUGUGGAAGAAAGUGGACGAACAUAAUAUCGUUAAGCGAUAGAAAAUUUUUCAAGGUGUCUUAAGCUAAGCGUAUGUUUUUAUACAGUCAACAUCGAAGCCUUCGUAAAAGCUUAAUUUUGCUAAUUUUUUACUAUGAUUUUUUUCUAAGUAUACGCUAUGAAGUUUUUUUGACACACGAUGAAUAAAGUAGAAUUAUUUUUAAUAUUUUGUAGAAAGUAGAAUUAAAAAUGUAUGAAAUCAUCAACACCGAAGCAAUCGACUCCGAAGCCCAGUCGUGCCUCGGAGUUGUUUAAAGUGUGCGAAUGGUCAUUCUUAAACUAAAAAAAUACAAUUUAAAUUUAGUCUGAUAUAGGGAAAGGGUUACUGGGUAAGCUGUCAAGAUGUUUCGGUCGGUUUGGUAAUUAUCUUCUUUUUAUAGAAAAUGGCUCGUAUACACUGGAGUACGACGGAAAAAUGAAGGCGAAAGCCCCCAAAAUCGUUAAAUAAAGAUUUUAUGAAAGAAAGUAAUUUUUUAUGCAGCUAUGCUUAUUUCUGUAAGAAUAUACCAUUUUGGGUAGUCUUCUCUAAUGUUGAUAAAAGAGACAUAUGCUGUCCAUGUAGGCACAUUAUGUGAAAACAUGGAGCUCAUGUGUGGAAGCGGAUAACAAAUAAUUAUGUUGACAUGAAGACAAUGGAGAAAAGACAGGAGAAUGUGUAGAAAGGAAAUGCCAAGAUUGUGUUCAAAAGCAGAUUAGAUUUUUGAAGUUUAACGGAAAAGACACGGUUACAUAUUGGAAAGUUUUGUCAACACGAAGGCCGGUCUAAAUCAACUCCGACGCAAUUGAUAUUUUACCUAUUUUUCAUGUUUUUCUGUAGUACUUUAUAUCAAAAUGGAAGUGUUUUGUAUAGUUUUAUUACAUACCAGUUUUUAUUUAAUUGUUACGAUCAUAAAUUUCAAUUAACAGAGAAUUACGUCAACACCGUGGACACUUGUCAACUCCGAAGUCACAACAUUUCCGUUUUUCGGUAAAUAUUUAAAAAUGAUCUCUGCUGGUAUCAUGGGUAAGUUGAAUAGCUCAUUUUAUAAAAAAUAUUUAAAAAUGAACUAAUUCUACACCAUGUUUUGAAUUAAAUUUCUCUACCUCGAAAUUGCCGUCUAUUUUGGCGAAUCACCCAUCUACAUAAAAAUUGUUCCUGGUUAAAUUUCCUAUCUAAAUAUCACUUUUUAAAGUCAACGAUACUUUUUUUACAAAAAUAUAUUCAAAAGAAAAAGCACAAAGAUACCCAAAAGAAAGAAUUUUUUGUUUUUUGUUCCAUAACUUUUGUCCACGAGGAUAUAGGUAUAGAGAUUGCUUUACCGAAAAAUAACCUACAUAUUUCUUCUUUAAAAUAUUGUUUAGUAGAGGUAAUUAGGAUUUAUAGUUUUCGAAAUAUGGUUUUUCAAAGUGCGCCACUCACAGCAAUUUUGGGCAAUUUUCCUUGUUAUUUCGC